AUGGCGGGGGGUCCUCCUUGCCUACUUCCUUCAUCCUGCCUCCCGCCCCCCUGCCCAGGAGUCUGGGGUACAGAUACAGAGGAGCGCCUGGUGGAACACCUCCUGGACCCCUCCCGGUACAACAAGCUCAUCCGCCCGGCCGCCAAUGGCUCUGAGCUAGUGACCGUGCAGCUCAUGGUGUCCCUGGCCCAGCUCAUUAGUGUGCACGAGCGGGAGCAGAUCAUGACCACAAAUGUCUGGCUGACCCAGGAGUGGGAGGACUAUCGGCUCACCUGGAAGCCUGAGGAGUUUGACAACAUGAAGAAAGUUCGGCUCCCGUCCAAACACAUCUGGCUCCCAGAUGUAGUUCUGUACAACAAUGCUGACGGCAUGUACGAGGUGUCCUUCUAUUCCAACGCCGUGGUCUCCUACGACGGCAGCAUCUUCUGGCUGCCGCCCGCCAUCUACAAGAGCGCCUGCAAGAUCGAGGUGAAGCACUUCCCGUUCGACCAGCAGAACUGCACCAUGAAGUUCCGCUCGUGGACCUACGACCGCACGGAGAUCGACCUGGUGCUCAAGAGUGACGUGGCCAGCCUGGACGACUUCACCCCCAGCGGCGAGUGGGACAUCGUGGCGCUGCCCGGCCGGCGCAACGAGCACCCGGACGACUCCACGUACGUGGACAUCACGUACGACUUCGUCAUCCGCCGCAAGCCGCUCUUCUACACCAUCAACCUCAUCAUCCCGUGCGUGCUCAUCACCUCGCUGGCCGUCCUCGUCUUCUACCUGCCGUCCGACUGCGGCGAGAAGAUGACGCUGUGCAUCUCCGUGCUGCUGGCGCUCACCGUCUUCCUGCUGCUCAUCUCCAAGAUCGUGCCGCCCACCUCCCUGGACGUGCCGCUGGUCGGCAAGUACCUCAUGUUCACCAUGGUGCUCGUCACCUUCUCCAUCGUCACCAGCGUGUGCGUGCUCAACGUGCACCACCGCUCGCCCAGCACGCACACCAUGGCGCCCUGGGUCAGGGUCGUCUUCCUGGAGAAGCUGCCCGCGCUGCUCUUCAUGCAGCAGCCGCGCCACCGCUGCGCCCGCCAGCGCCUGCGUCUGCGGCGGCAGCAGCGCGAGCGCGAGGCGGGCGCCCUCCUCUUCCGGGAAGCCCCCGGGGAGUCGUAUUCCGGGCCGGCGCGCGGCGGGUCGGGGGCGGGCGGCUGCGGCCUCCGCGCGGCGGUGGACGGCGUGCGCUUCAUCGCGGACCACGUGCGCAGCGAGGACGACGACCAGAGCGUGAGUGAGGACUGGAAGUAUGUCGCCAUGGUGAUCGACCGCCUCUUUCUCUGGAUCUUCGUCUUUGUCUGUGUUUUUGGCACAGUCGGCAUGUUCCUGCAGCCCCUCUUCCAGAACUACUCCCCUGCCCGCUUCCUGCAGGCCGACCGCUCGGCCCCCAGCUCCAAGUGAGGCCGCCGGCUCCACGCUCCACCUCACCCUCCGUGCUUGGUUGGUCUGGUCGUUUUAGGCGGAGGAGGACGAGU
Molecule: messenger RNA, 1505 nt
Organism: Neogale vison (American mink)
Lineage: Eukaryota; Metazoa; Chordata; Mammalia; Carnivora; Mustelidae
Gene: CHRNB2
Product: cholinergic receptor nicotinic beta 2 subunit
Exons: 6
Coding region: 1-1431 (476 amino acids)
Biological process (GO): regulation of membrane potential; chemical synaptic transmission; monoatomic ion transmembrane transport
Cellular component (GO): neuron projection; synapse; postsynaptic membrane
Molecular function (GO): acetylcholine-gated monoatomic cation-selective channel activity; transmembrane signaling receptor activity
Source: RefSeq, a predicted model, not a curated record